Exophiala oligosperma is the source of this 1719-nucleotide messenger RNA. RefSeq lists its product as uncharacterized. Gene Ontology annotation, biological process: positive regulation of transcription by RNA polymerase II. Bases 1 to 1719 code for a protein of 572 amino acids. Gene Ontology annotation, cellular component: nucleus. The record is from RefSeq and is a predicted model, not a curated record. The transcript has 2 exons. NCBI's taxonomy places the organism in Eukaryota, Fungi, Ascomycota, Eurotiomycetes, Chaetothyriales, Herpotrichiellaceae. Gene Ontology annotation, molecular function: DNA-binding transcription factor activity; transcription cis-regulatory region binding.
AUGGUGGCAUCCGGCAAAUGUCACGGCCGAUCAGGAGUGUGGUCCAAGACCUCGAAGAAGGUGCCCCAAACCCCCCAAAGUGCGUCGACGACAGCCUCCGCGAAGGCGUCCAUGCAAAGAAGUCACACACGAUCGGUCACCCCCCUGCCCAGACAUGGCCACUCGAAAAGUCACAUCUUUGUGAACACGAGCACUUCCGAUAUGCAGUUCCUGUCUCGGCUACAGGACGGCUGCGCAAAGAGAUAUCGAUCUCUGGCAGGGAUUGCGAUCACUGCGGCACUGGAGCCAUCAGAUACUUGCUUGUUGAGUCCCACACAUGCCUUCGAGACCCUCUCCCCGCAAUCUCUUCCAUCAAGUUUUCCCUGGAAGCGAGCGGUGCCUGAUUACGAUCCUUUUCUUCUAUCUUAUUUUGAAACGGUCAUUUGUGCAACCAGCACCUUGGUUGACGACAUUCACUGCAACCCAUUGCGGAGUCUGAUCCUACCCACGGCGGCGGUCUCCAAAUUGGCCUAUUACGGCCUGCUGAUGCUGGCUGCCCACUACCUGCAGCUGGUGGAUCCGCGAUACUAUCAAGCAGAGAUGGAGCUUCGUCAAAAGACGCUCACCAAAGUACGUCGCGCCAUGACUGGUUCUCGCUGGUGUGACGAUGAUGUCUUCGUGACAGUCAUGAUCCUCUGUUCUCAUGAUAUCUCCCUUCACUGCGAUUCAACAUGGCUGGUCCAUCUCAAAUACUACCGCGAAUAUCUGGUGUGGAGGAUCAGACAUCCGGGCUUGGCCUCGGCCAGGUCGCCACUCGCGCACUACGCUGCCAGUUACUUCGCAGCUCAUACCGUGCUGGCCAAGUCCCUUUUCAGCAUUGCCGACUCGGCGUCACCGGCAGCGGUGAGCUCCAUCAACAUAUUUCCUCGUGUCUCAUUAACAGAUGGGCAGCUCGCACUUUUGGACAGGACUUUCGACUCCUGCAAUACUUGGACAUCUACGGAAUUCAUCUCCUCAUUCAUGUCAACAGAGAGUCUUAACGAGAUCGACCCCUGGAACGGCUACAGUAACUCCCUUCUCCUUCUCAUCAACGAAAUCGCUUGUCUCCGAGAGGACGCGGUGGCAAUGCAUCAUCACCGUCUGAGCCAAGCGAGGAUAGAAGCUAAAAUUCGUUUGUUGGAGACAAGCCUCAGCCGCCUCUCUCAAUCGAGCCCCGCGUCACUGCGUAACACUGACCAGCAGACACUGUCGCACCAACGCCGCCUGCUGGAGGGAAAUGCCGAAGCAUACCGACUCGCCGCGAUCCUAUUUCUGAACGAAUCCUCGUCGCCGAGGUUUCUCGGAUUGGCGACCACGAACGACGCAGGACCAGCGAUCCCAUUACUCGAUGCGACGAAGCAGCAGCAGUACGUGAGCGGGGUGCUCGAACGCGUUCGAGACAUUGUGAUGCACACCGAUUUACCGGUGUCAUGGCCACUGUGGCCACUUUUCAUCGCAGGAUGCCGUACUGAUGCCGAGGAAGACAGGAUGACGGUGCUGUCAUUGCUCCAAUGCGCUCAGAGGAAGAAACAGUACGAGAACAUCCCGCGGGCACAGAAGGUUAUCGAGCUUGUUUGGCAGCAUCAAGACACGCAACUGGAUAACGACUUCGGCAAGAAGUACCAACGACCUGGAACAGUCGGGCGCUACGAGUGGGAGGUGAUCAUGGACCUGAAAGGUUGGAGACCAAGCUUGGCGUGA